AUGCCUGAAAACACCUGCAUCUGCGACAUCAGAGAGAAGGUAUGGCAGAAGAACGACAAGGCCUUCCGGCUGUACACCGGCGUGUGCCCAAAAUGCGGUUUGUUGGGUACAACAGCCGAAUCGAAGCAUGUCGGCGGCCGCCGUGCAGGUGAGAGCCAAAACACUCGCAAACCUCCCACUCUGAACCGCGAGUUCAAGGGAAAGGUGGGGGAGCUCGGCAUGGGGUUUUAUGAGGACGAAAAUGGGUCUUAUUCGGUUGGGACUGGGAAGAUUGUUAAGAUUACCCGGGACGGCGUGUAUAUUGAGAAGCCGUUGCAGCCUAGUGAGAUUGAGGAGGCUAAGGUUUGA
Aspergillus puulaauensis is the source of this 348-nucleotide messenger RNA. RefSeq lists its product as uncharacterized. Lineage: Eukaryota; Fungi; Ascomycota; Eurotiomycetes; Eurotiales; Aspergillaceae. The record is from RefSeq and is a predicted model, not a curated record. The transcript has a single exon. The coding region runs from base 1 to 348 and encodes 115 amino acids.